AUGGAGUGUGUUAAGGUAACAGCCGGUGUUAGAAAACCCAAAAAAAAGCCGGUAAAGGACGAGUUGGAUCGAAUUAAGCAGGCUGAGAAGAAAAAAAGGCGUUUGGAAAAGGCUUUGGCUACAUCUGCAGCCAUACGCUCCGAACUGGAGAAGAAAAAGCUGAAGAAGAAAGAAGAACAGGAGAGGCUCGAUGAAGAAGGUGCCGCAAUAGCUGAAUCUGUUGCACUGCAAGUCCUACUUGGGGAAGACUCGGACUACUCGGAGAAGAAGGACGAGGGGUUGACUUCUUGGGAUCACUCGAGCAACAUCGGCUUUAUUACAGGGACUAGACAGCCUCAUUUUUAUAAUUUAUCGAAAUAUCCAUGCGAAAAUGCUGGCCUGAUCUCCAACAGUAAUCAGUAUGGGACAACGUCGAAUUUGUGGGGGCAUUCGUACGUGGUGGGCCCUGCCAAUAAUCUUGACAGAGGCUUUGGCCCUCAAUACUUUGAUAACGUUUGGGGUUCUGUUAGCUUUUCAGCUGGACAUCUUGCGGCUCAGGCAGUUUCGUCUCUUAAAAUAGCUGAAGACUCACGAGUCAAUGCCUUUGUGGCCAAUCGUUUCGUGAGAGGGUAA
Messenger RNA from Striga hermonthica, 612 nucleotides. Lineage: Eukaryota; Viridiplantae; Streptophyta; Magnoliopsida; Lamiales; Orobanchaceae. The record is from the annotation of a GenBank genome assembly.